Molecule: messenger RNA, 1214 nt
Organism: Misgurnus anguillicaudatus (oriental weatherfish)
Lineage: Eukaryota; Metazoa; Chordata; Actinopteri; Cypriniformes; Cobitidae
Gene: tmem169b
Product: transmembrane protein 169b
Source: RefSeq, a predicted model, not a curated record
CUCUUCUGAUUGGACGGCACAGAGUUCCAGAUUUAAUGGGCGGGGCUUGUUUUCAUUGUGGCCCGAGCGCAUCUGUAUGGCGGAUGCUGUGUGCACAUCAAAUAAAACAAAACACUUAAUGCCACGCGUGUUCACAGCUUUACAGUUGUGCAUCUGUCAGCUUGCAAGAUUCUGACCUGUAGCUGUACAGUGAAGCAUGGAGCAGGUGGACCAGCUCAGACCGGAGAGCCCUCAGUUAGAGUCUGAAAGAUCUCAGGGACACGGCAAUGAAGGAAACUCUGGCACCGGCACAAGAAGAAAGAGGAGAAAGCGUGAACCUCGGCCAGAGUCUAUCAUCGUCUACCGCUGUGAUACAGAGAGUGCAGGUGGAGAAGAGCGUGAUGGAGAUAUGGAGGGUGCUGAGAGGUCCACUGAAGAAGGAGAUACAUUUCUGAACAACCCCAGCAGUGAAGGUUGGAAUCUACCUCCAGAUAGCCGCUACGUGACACUGACAGGGACGAUCACACGAGGAAAGAAGAAAGGUCAGAUGGUAGACAUUCACAUGACGCUGACGGAGAAAGAGCUGCAGGAGAUGGCGAGGUCGAAAGAGCGUCUGGAUGCUGAAUGUGAGGACAGAGAGGGAUCGAGACGCCGGUGUGUUUUUGGGAUUUCUCAAGGUCCCCACGUUGUCCUUUGGAGUCUGUCUUGUGCUCCGGUAGUUUUCGUCCUUUCCUUCAUCACCUCUUUCUACUAUGGAACUCUCACUUGGUAUAACAUUUUUCUCGUGUACAAUGAGGAACGGACAUUCUGCCACAAAGUCACCAUUUGCCCCUUCCUCAUCAUCUUCUACCCCGUGCUCAUAGUGGCAGUGUCGCUGUCUCUGGGUCUGUAUUCGGCCGUGGCGCAGGUGUCCUGGGCAUUUGGCGAAUGGUGGCUUUCAGUCAGGGACCUAGAGAAGGGUUUCUGCGGUUGGGCUUGUGGGAAGCUCGGAUUAGAGGACUGUUCACCGUACAGUAUUGUAGAGUUGCUAGAUUCGGACACCAUCUCUGGGACAUUGCAAAGAAAAAAUUUACAAACGUCAUCGGUGUGAAAUUAAGAUGGCAGAGAUCUGCAGUGUAAACCAGUUUAAUUUUGUUUUUAAACCCAGUGAGCAAUUUAGUACACACUCAGCAAUGUUGGGUUUCCAACAGGGAGGAUUGUUUUAAAUGUUACGUGGCAGCCUUUUGCCAUCUUUU